Molecule: messenger RNA, 885 nt
Organism: Adineta steineri
Lineage: Eukaryota; Metazoa; Rotifera; Eurotatoria; Adinetida; Adinetidae
Source: the annotation of a GenBank genome assembly
AUGACCGAAGAGAAACGACCUGCAUUCGGUUCUCGACAUUUAUCCGAUGAAAAAGACGUAUUUUCUCAUAAUGCUUGGGAUGAUGUUGAAUGGAGUGAAGAACAAAGUGAAGAAGCUAAUGCUAUAAUAGAAAAACAAUAUGAACAGCGAAUGUCUCAGACAAAAUGGGAAACUGUUGAAUCUAAUUUACCAUCAGCAUGGAAUCAUUUUUAUGAUAUACAUGAAAAUAAAUUUUUUAAAGAUCGUCAAUGGUUAUUUACGGAAUUUCCUGAAUUAAUACAAUCCGAUCAAAAUCAAUCGAUGACUAUAUUAGAAGUUGGAUGUGGUGUUGGUAAUUGUAUAUUUCCAAUAAUACGUACAAAUAAUCUAAGUCAAAAUUCGAAUAUGUUUCUUUAUUGUUGUGAUUAUUCUUCGACAGCUAUUGAUAUAUUAAAACAAAAUUCGGAAUAUAAUACAAAUUAUUGUCAUGCAUUUGUUUAUGAUAUAACAAGUUUAGAAUCCUUGCCAGUUAAAGAAAAUUCUCUUGAUAUUAUAAUAAUGAUAUUUGUUUUAAGUGCAAUACAUCCAUCCAAGCAUGAUGAAGUUAUAAAAAAUCUUGUUAAAUAUCUUAAACCAGGCCAUGGUAAAUUAUUAUUUCGUGAUUAUGGUUUAUAUGAUAUGGCGCAGUUAAGAUUUAAAAAUGAUAAAUGUAUUGAAAAAAAUCUUUAUGCAAGAUCUGAUGGAACAUUAACAUAUUUUUUUCAUCAAGAUCAACUUGAUCAGUUAUUUACUCGAAAUGGUCUUGUCAAAGAACAAAAUAUAGUUGAUCGAAGAUUACAAGUUAACCGUUCGAGACAAUUGAAAAUGUAUCGAAUUUGGUUACAAUGCAAAUAUAUAAGAGCAUAG